Molecule: messenger RNA, 4009 nt
Organism: Trichobilharzia regenti
Lineage: Eukaryota; Metazoa; Platyhelminthes; Trematoda; Strigeidida; Schistosomatidae
Source: the annotation of a GenBank genome assembly
GAUGGUUAUAAUGAUGAUGAUGACAAAGAUAAUGCUGAGAUAUGCCAUUUUAGUAGUGUAUACAUUUCUGUAUACUUGAAACCUUAUUUAUCAUGACACUGGAAAUAUUUAAUGUCACUAGAGUUUUUAAGGUGAUCAGCAAUUCUUAUUGGUACACUUCUGGGUAUAUAUAUAUAUAUAUAUAUAUAUGGUACACUUCAACUUUAUACCAAAUGACAAACCUGUUGGCGGCAGGUCAUCAGAACACAAAGCAGUGAAGAAGUUCGGUGUUCUUUAGACGAAUUGGAUGCUGUUAUUGCUACUUACGAUGAUGAGAACAAUAACCAUAAUCAUAACAACAGUGUUGUUGAUGUUAACAAUUGCAUAAGACAAUUAUUCACUUCACCUUUAACUAUUGCUACAAAUUCAACAGACUAUUCAGCCUGUUCAACAUUCAUUCCCUCUUCUACAUCCUCCACUAUAUUGCCUAAUCAAUUAUCAUCUACACUUCAAAAAAAUAUUGAUUUAUUAUCUUUGAUAAAUCAAUCAAAUCAUUCAGUAAUAACAAGUAAAGCAUUACCAGUCUCAUCAUCAUCAUUAUCAGCAGCAGCAGCAGCAACGCCGACAUCAGUGACAACAAGUAUGCAUUUUAUAACAUCUGGUACAGAAAACACCCAUCAUCAUCAUCAUAAUUAUAAUAAUGGUUUGAGUAAUGGAAAUGAGAUAAGGCGACAGUGUAAAGAUCCCGUACAGAUGAAUAGUAUAACAACUGGAUUUAAUUCAUCCUUACAAUCAUUUUGUACGCUAACAAAACACGUUGAAAAAACUGAAUCUUCACCUCCAUUACCUCCUCCACCGGAUCCGUAUGCUUCAGAAAAUUUUACACUUCCACCGCCUCCUCUAUCAGCAGUAGAUAUUCCAGCCUUGCCGUAUAGUAGUAAUACAGUAAUUAGACAGGAUACACUAAAAUCUUUAUCUUCACAGUUCAACUCUCCUUCAAAUGGUUAUUUAAAUCGACAGAUAUCUGAUCCUCACCAUGAAGUAGAUACAAGUGCGGACUCAUAUUGUUGUACAAAUAACAGCCGUUGCACACAAUCUUCUAAUUCCUCAACGAAUAAAUCCACAACAAGACCAUCAAUUCCUCAGAGAGCUCCAUCUACACGAUUGACAAGUGUACCGAAUUGUUCUAAACAAGAUUUAGAUACACCUCUUAUAGAGAAUACGAAAGGAUUGAAUGCAUUCUGUGACAGGGGUAAUGGAACAGGCCAUUUAAUAAAGACGACAGGAUCCUGUAAUACAAAUCCUGUGAAAACUCCUUCGGAAAUAUCAUCAAAAGAGGAGAAUGAUUCAAUUGAACGUACCACUCUACCUGUACAAGAUAUAAUACGUAAAUUUGGCAGUCUACUUGAUAGUAAUGCAAAAAUACCAAAUCAGUGCUAUACCUCUUCUUGUUCACAAAAUGUAAUACCAUCGUCGUCAACAACAACAGCAAUCCGAUCAAAUGACUCCUUAAACACUUGUCAAAAUCGCCACUUACUUCAACCGGAUAAUAGUAGUAGUAGUAGUAUAAAAACAUCAGCUAUGCGUAAAUAUAACCAGCCGACGACAGUUGAUGGUAACAAUUCACAGAAUAUUCCCUUUAUGGAUAAUGUCAAUUCAUCUACAAAAUUAGGACAUUCCACGAAUAAUGGAAUAAUGACACCGACUGUUUUAGCCUCACAAACUUCCACAUCAACAUCACAGGAGAACCAUGCAUCACUACCAUCAUCGUCUUUAAUGCAGGUGAAUCAAGGCAUUAAUUUAUCUCCUGAGAUGACUCGUUUUCCACAGAUCAAUAAUAACAACAAUAAUAAUAACAAUAAUAAUGCAGUUAAAUAUACUAACUUAUCACCUGUCUUCAGUACUUCCUUCUCUCCUUUGUUACCUUUGUCAUCAUCAUCAGCAGCAGCAGUAGCACCAACAUCAAAUGUUACUAAUCUUCACAGAACUGUUGAAUCAGUGUAUAUUAACCGGAAAAUCGAUAAUGACAGAUGUGACUUCAAUUCUACAGUGACAAACUUUUCAUCUGUUUCACAAACAACUACAAUGCAUCACACAAAUACUUCAACAUUUCUAUCUUCUGGGAAUAUGUCAGGUGGUGGAUUGUCUAAAGCAGCUCAUAAUAGUAAUAAUAAUAAUAAUAAUAAAACCAACAAUAGCAACCACUCGGGUAACAAUGGUAAAGAUUCAACGUUAAAUCACAAUCCUCGUGUUCAUCAUUAUCAGCAGCCACAACAUCAACAACAACUUGAUUCACAUGUAGUCCAUCAACUCAGUGGUACUUUGUUACAACGACGAUUGUCAUCUGAUUCUACAGCAGAUUCUUCUUCUAUAGUUCAUGUACAGUCGAUGAAUUUAGAUUCAAAUACAUUAGCUAUAUUUAAUCAAUUCAAUAUUGUUGAUGCUACUCAAAUCCCUGGUUAUCAUUCUAUUCCACCUGGUCUACCAGACUGGAAAACACAUCGAUUAGAGAGAAAGAAUCGUGAAGCAGCUAGUUUGUAUGCAGAAGAAUUAAAGAAAUGGGGUCUUGUACCUAAUUGGAAACGUGAACUAAUUGAAAAGAAACAAUUGAAUAAAAUGGAUAACCAUCAGACUUCGAAUCAGCAUCAACAUCAACAACAAACCUGUCCAACUCAAUCGCUAGACUAUCAAGGUAACAAUCUCAACCAAUCAUUGGCUACACCGGAAUUAGCUGAAAAGUUGAAACGUCGUUUGGAUAAAGUGUCAAAUGCAACACUUGAAUCAUAACACACUAGUUAGUGUGCAUCAUUAAUGAAUGAUACAUACCAGACACACACACACAAAUACACAUACUUGCAUACGCACAUACUGUGAAUUAUCUUCUUUUUUUUAUUCGUUUACUUAUCCUCACACUCAGUCAGUCUAUGCUUCAUUUUAAUACCUCUGUUGUCUUGGCAACCAAGCAACCAACCAACCAGCCAGCCAUAAUUUCACUGACAUUCUUUAUAGCUUACUAGGAAUAUUAUUAACUAAUUAACCAAUUAACUAACUAACUACCUAAUUGUUCAAAGCAAGAUUUGGAUAUCCAAACUGACCGAAAACAUGAAUAUUUUUAAAAUUCGGGUUUUUUUGGUUGUUUCCCCUUCUUCUUCUUCUUCUUUUAAUGUAGCUGUUGAUUGAUUAUUGUCAGUACUGUUAUUAUUAUUAUUUUCGCUUGAAUAAUCCACUACUUUAUAUUCUAGGGAUUUGAAUAUGUGCCUGUGUGCGCAUCCCUCUGUGGUGUGCUCAUAUAUAUAUAUGCACACACACAGAUACACUAUGCAUAUAAAUAUAUGACUAUUGCCAAUAAUCCUAUUUUCCAGUAACUUUUCUCUAUGCCAACUUUUUUUGUUUAGUUUAAAUCGAUUUUGUUGAUAGGGUGGGAACACGAAGUUGUAAUGAUUUUCCGCCUUAGUAUUAUUAUCAUUAUUAUCUUUAUUUUCCACACAGACUUAAUUGUAAAAAAAAACUCGUCAACAAGUAAAAGAAAACACAACAACAAAUGGAGACCUUCACUUUUGAUUUGAAGAAUGAGACAAACGGAUGAAUGGACGGGUGGUGGUGGGGGGGUAGAUAACAUGAGAGUUCAAGACCAUUCUAAUGUGCUAUUUGUUGUUUUCGUUCAACUACGAUAGAUAGAUAGAUACAUAAGAUCCAUUCAUCUAUCUAUCUACCUAUCUGUCUAUCUGAUCUAGUACAGUUUAUCAUUAAUUACCAAUUUCUUCAGGAUUAUUUCACAUUUAAUCUGUUUGUUGAUGAUGAUUGUAUAAUCAAAUGCGAAAUAAAAGAAUAUAUACCUAUAUAACUCACUCGAAAUCAAUACAGUGUUACAUGCGUAGGAGGAUUUUUCUCUAUUCUUCUUCUUCUUCUUCCUGUUACGCCUAUCUACUCUUGUUUUGUUUCGUUUUGUUCGUUUGUUUGUUUUUUUUCUGUUUUAGCGUUUUCUUUGUUUGUUAAAUAAUAAUAAUAAUAAACAACAACUAAAAGGAUA